Cynoglossus semilaevis (tongue sole) is the source of this 1130-nucleotide messenger RNA. RefSeq names its product glucose-6-phosphatase catalytic subunit 1a, tandem duplicate 1 (gene g6pc1a.1). Lineage: Eukaryota; Metazoa; Chordata; Actinopteri; Pleuronectiformes; Cynoglossidae. The record is from RefSeq and is a predicted model, not a curated record. The transcript is spliced from 6 exons. The coding region runs from base 141 to 1130 and encodes 329 amino acids. Gene Ontology annotation, biological process: gluconeogenesis; glucose 6-phosphate metabolic process. Gene Ontology annotation, molecular function: glucose-6-phosphatase activity. Gene Ontology annotation, cellular component: membrane.
AAACAAACACAUCUAGCCUUGAGUAAAGUCCGCUGGGGAACACAUACAGGAACAGAGCACAGAGUCUGUCUGAAAGAACAGGACCAACGAACAAGAGACUCACUUCAUCACCUGCAGACAGAGGUCUGGGCUCAGAGACCAUGGAUCUCCUGCACAGCUGGGGGGUCGAGUUGGCCGUCCACCUGCAGACUGGAUACAGCAGCUACCAGAGCCUGUUCCAUUUGGCCUCCACCGUGGCUGAUCUUCAUACCACCUUCUUCUGGCUGUUCCCAGUGUGGUUCCACCUGCAGAAAAACACUGGGCUCAGGCUCAUCUGGGUGGCUGUUAUUGGAGACUGGCUGAACCUAGUGCUCAAAUGGGUUCUGUCUGGGGAGAGACCCUACUGGUGGGUUCAUGAGACCCGGUUUUAUGGAGCAGGACCAGUUCCUCCUCUGCAGCAGUUCCCCAUCACAUGUGAGACUGGGCCAGGAAGUCCUUCAGGUCAUGCUAUGGGUGCAGCUGGUGUCUGGUAUGUGAUGGUAACAGCACUGCUCUCAACCGCAUCUGAAAAGCACUGUCCUCCUCUGUUGUUCAAGUUCCUGCAGAUAGGCUUGUGGACGCUGAUGGCUGUGGUAGAGCUGGUGGUCUGUAUGUCCAGGGUCUACAUGGCUGCUCACUUCCCUCACCAGGUUAUUGCCGGAGUCAUUAUAGGUGUCCUUGUAGCUGAGAGUGUCUCCCGGUCUAAGUGGAUCUACAAUACCAGCAUGAAGAAGUACGUCUCCACCACCCUCCUCUUGACCUCCAUUGCUGUCGGUUUCUACCUCCUACUCAAAGCUGUGGGCGUGGACCUGCUGUGGACCCUGGACAAGGCCCAGAAGUGGUGCAUUAGGCCCGACUGGGUCCUUCUGGACAGCACACCCUUCGCCAGUCUCAUGCGUAACAUGGGCACCCUGUUUGGUCUGGGUCUGGGCCUGCACUCACCGCUCCACACUGAGACCAGGAAGAACAUCAGUGUUUCCUUUAAGUUAGGAUGUAUUGUUCUGUCUUUGUUUCUGCUCCAUCUGUUGGAAGGAUGGACCUUUUCCUCCGAAAACCAUGUGACUUUUUAUUCCCUGAUCUUUAAGGGAGAGAAACAAGAUAAGAACUUGUGA